GGGGGGAUCUGCCUCCCCCGCCGCCUUUGUUCCCUGGCAGCCCCUGCUGCGGGGAGGGGGGGCUUGCCCUUUGGCUUGAGGAGGGGGCUAAGGAGCGCCCCCCCCACAGCUGGUACACGUCAUGGAGAGAGGCCAGCAGGUCCUCUUGUCUUGGUAGAAGGGCUGGCCCAGCCUUAGGGGGAAGGCAGGGGGUGUAGGCAGGGCCUGUGGCUGGAAGGACUCUCUGUGCCCCCCCCCGCACCCACCCCCAGGGUGCUCCGCUCUCCGCUUCCCCAGCAGUUGGAAGGGGCAUUGUUGGAGAGGAGGGUGCUGGCCCUGCCCUUCACGGUCUCCACCCAAAGAGCCAGCCAGCUAGCUCCCCACACAGCAUUAACAGGCCUUGAGGAGAGCCAUGAGCGAAGCUGUCUCCAGACUAGCCCAUCAGAGUAGCGGAGGAUCCCUCCAAAUGAGCCUCUGCGGCAGGUCCAGGAUGUGGGGCAGGUCAUGCUGGAAAGGAUGCGAAGGGACGGAUUGGUCAGGCCACCGUUGCUUUGCAGGAAGGGUUUGGGGAAAGCUGUCCUGGGGAGUGGACCCCAGGCAUUAGUCCCACUCUGGGCCAUCUUCAGGGGAGCAAGUCUUUGCUGGACUGGAAGAGCAGGCACGCCAAGCCAUGAUGAAGAGGGAUUUCCCAGAGCUGCUCGGGGACCAGCCAUCCUCGACCUCCUCGCAGCUGCCGGAGAGAAAUGGCGGCGGCAGCGGCAGCAGCAGCAGUAGCAGCAGCAGUGACAGCGAGGGGGAUGAGGAGACCGGCCAGGACGAAGGCUCCUCCCCUACUUCCGAGGAGGAUGGAGCAAUGACAGCAGCAAGGGUGAAACAGGAGCUGGAGCCUGCUGAGCAGCUAGGCCACAAGCCGGUGACGCCGGGGGACAAGGCGGGUCUGAGCACCAGCCCUGAAUCCCUGAUGGGGCUCUCCCGAUGCCCCCUCUGCCAACUGGAGUGUGGGAGCCGAGAGCAGCUUGUCACUCACGUCUAUCAGCACACGGCCGCGGCGGUGGUCAGCGCGAAGAGCUACCUGUGUCCCGUCUGUGGCCGAGCGCUCAGCUCCCCAGGCUCCCUGGGCAGGCACCUCCUCAUCCACUCCGAGGACCAGCUGUCCAACUGCGCGGUGUGUGGUGCUCGCUUCACCAGCCAUGCUACUUUCAACAGCGAGAAGGUGCCAGAAGUGUUGUGUGGAGACGCCGCCUUGCCCGUCCCGCUCUCUUCGGAGGGCUCCUCGGGGGCCGAGAAGGACAAAGCUGCCGCUCCGCUGGGCCCGCCGGUCUACCCUGCCGGCAUCCUCCUUGUCUGCAACAGCUGUGUGGCCUACCGCAAGCUGCUGGAGGCCCAGGCGCCCGGCGUGCGGAAAUGGGCCUUGCGCCGCCAGAACGAGCCCCUGGAAGUGAGGCUGCAGCGCCUGGAGCGAGAGCGCACGGCCAAGAAGAGCCGGCGGGACAAUGAGACGCCCGCGGAGCGCGAGGUGAGGCGCAUGAGGGACCGCGAGGCCAAGCGGCUGCAGCGCCUGCAGGAGACGGACGAGCAACGCGCCCGCCGGCUGCAGCGGGACCGCGAGGCCAUGCGCCUCAAGCGGGCCAACGAGACCCCGGAGAAGCGGCAGGCUCGGCUCAUCCGGGAGCGGGAAGCCAAGCGGCUGAAGCGGCGGCUGGAGAAAAUGGACAUGAUGCUGCGGGCCCAGUUCGGCCAGGACCCCUCGGCCAUGGCGGCCCUGGCUGCCGAGAUGAGCUUCUUCCCACUGCCAGGGGGCGGCAUGGAGAUCGACGGGCCGCUGCUGGGCAAGAUGGGCUUUGAGGAGCCCAGCUCCAGCGCCCUGCGCUGAGCGGCUCCCCCGACUGGCUGGAGACUGAGGGGACAGGCGGGCUGCUGCCAGCAGAGGAGGGCAUAAAGGCCUGGCCCACGGCCUGGCGCGCCGCUUUGUGGGCGUGGCCCAGGGCUCUCCAUGGCCGCCACCGCUGCCUUCUCCAGCUUGCUUUCUGGCCAGGGCAAGAGCUGGCUGGGGGCUCCGACUGCAGCAUUUCCCUCACGGUGCGGCGCUGCAUUUCUGGUGUUGGCAGAGGCUGGGGAGGAGGCUUCAUCCUGAGCAGGUCCUCAGGUGGCAGCUGAGUGGAGAGAGCACCAGGGGGGGGGGAUGCGGGCGGAGGCUGGAGCUCAGUGAGACACCACCGACUUGGCAGGGGGAAGGUUCCAGGUGCCACCCUUGGCAGCGUGCUAGUUAAACUGGGGAGCAGAGCUGGGAGAGGACUUCCUUCGGCCUGGGACCCCGGGGAGCUGCUGUCGGGAAAUCCAGACUGGGUUGUGACCAAGAGAGCCCUGAGCUCCGGCUGUGCUCCUGAGGCCGCCUUGUGCCAGGUGAGGAGUCCUCGCACAACCUGUUUUGGAUUUCCCAGGAGGUGGCUGAGUGGAGGACCCCUCUUCCAUCUCUCUAGCCUCCCCUCCUGAGCUGGCUCAGGAAACCCCUUCCUAGGAGGCCAGAGUCUGUCGGCUGCCAGCUGCCGUAUUCGGGGGCCCCUGAGCCGCCAUGCUCCGGAGGGGGAGGGGGAGGGAGUCCUAUUAAUUUAACGUUUCACUUCUGUAACUUUGUUUUGAUGAGAUGUCUGUCCUCAAAGCUCUUACUAUAACAGUGCAAGGGUCAAACGCAUAAGCCACACCUCUCUCCAAGUCAGCAGUUGCUGUAGCCAAGAGGUGCUCCAGAAAUGGCAGAGGACUGAGCGCAAACUGAGCCAAGCGCCUCUUGCUGGAGGAGAGCUGGGCUGCUGGUCACAGACAUGACUUGUCCCCUUUGCUAAGCAGGGGCCACCCUGUUUGCAUUUGAAUGGAAGACUAGGUGUGUGAGCCCUGUCAGGUAUUCCCCAGGGGGUGGGGUUGCUCUGCUUGCAUGCAGAGGGUCCCAGGUUCAAUCCCUGGCAGCAUCUCUCGAGUAGGGUUGUGAAAUACUCCUGCCUGAAGCCUUGGAGAGCUGCUGCCAGUCUGUGUAGACCAAGGAUGCACAACUCAAAUGCACCAGUGGGCCGAAACCAACCGUGACUUAGUGUGUGGGGGCCGAGGUCAAUCUCCUAAUUAUUGAAGAAUGAGUCGACAUUAAAAUAACUAAUAUAACAAAUGAAUUUCAAAUUUUUAAAAUUUAGUUUUAAUUUUUAAGAGCGAGGGGAGGGUGGUUCCUGUGAUCACCCUGCACCUGCUGCCCCUCUGCCUCCAUUUGGGCAGCCUCCCCAGGCACUGGGAUGGCUGCAUACUCCGCUCCCCCCACCCCGCCACUCUCUCGCUGAGCCAGCUCGCCAUACCUGCCCACUUGCUCUCCAAGCGCCUCCACCAGGGACAGGCGGGCAGGGGGCGAGUCUUGCCUUUGCUGUGCUGCUCAGAACUGCCUGCCUGCCCAGACCUUGCUCUCUGAGCACCUCAGCCAGGCCCGGGAGCAAGAAGGCAGCAAGUGAGAUGUGCCUUUGCUGCCAAAGAUCCAGCUGGGGAGGGGGCCGGGCGGCGGAAAGGCUGCAUGGCAGCUUCGUCCUUCCACUCCGCUGGAAACGGCUACCAAUGCAGCAGCAGGCGGCGCAUGCCCAUGCUUAACAGCUGGGGGGGGGUGGGCCUAACCCUUCAGGAAGCAUGCGCCUCCUCCAUUUGUAGCCCUUGCAGCUGGGUGGGAGGAAGGUGCCCUGCCACCAUUCCUUCCUUCUCCAGCCAAGUAGAUCCUUAGCAGCCACACGGGCAAACCUCGCUUGCUUGCCUGCCUGCUCGCUCCCAGCGGGCAGACGGUGACAAGGAGUGCCCACUCGCAGGAGAUCGGCUAGGAUGUCUGUGGCAAGGAAGAGCCCUGCGGGCCAGCCGGAGCCUGCUGGUGGGCCAGAUGCAGCCCAAGGGCCACAUGUUGUGUAGGGCUGGCGAAGACAAGACUGAGCUAGAUGGACCAGUAGUUUGUCUUGGCAAGAGGCAGCUUCCUGUGUUCCUAUGGAGCCUGUCAGGGCAAGAGUCUUCCAUUAAGACUCCUUUUCUGUCUUCGGGGAGAAGAGUCAGGAGGGCACCCACCAUUUGUCCCGCCUUUAAAAGGGUGGAGCUCUUUGCCUGUGAGAUAGUUGCAAUUGAGCCCAGGAUACUGGAGCAUGUCUAAAUCACACUUUGGGACCCACAGGCCCCUCAUGCUGGGCGGGUGUCAGUGCUGCCUGAAGCCACUUCGACAUCUGCCUCAGUAACUAAUCCUCUGCUCUCAAAUGGCAGUGACAGCUCUUCCAGAAUGUGUGACAAGAAGUUCUGUGUGAUGAGAAAACCCACAUACUGCUGCACCAGGUGCUGUCAGUGCAAUGCAUCACCUGAGCUGAAAUCUGAAAAGUCUUUUCAACUAGCUGUGGCUUUGCAACAAGCCUUUUCCAUGGAAGGAUGUCAGAAAAGGGCCUGCCUCGCCCCACACCUUUGAGCAGGCUGGUAGUCCACUGGGCUAUGACUGGCCACCAGGACGGAGGUGCAGGUAGUUGUGGGGGUACAAUUCAGCGGAAAUGACUAGUCCACUACCAUUGCCUCCAGGGAGGGAUCACAAGUAGUACCUUGGCCACCACUGAGGAGGCCUCACUCUGCUCUUCCUGGCAAGUGACAGAGGCCCACCCUGCUGCUUCUCUCCGGGUGCGACUGACAAAGCAGAGCCACGGCAGACUGUCUGAUCUUCCGCACGCAUCUCACUUCCUCACUAGCGCCCACCAGCCAGCACCACCAUGGAAUCCCUGCACACGCCCUCUUUCUGCUCUGACAGCAGCCACGCCAGCGUGACCUCGAAGAGACAAGCAAGAGACAGACACCGCAAAGGAAAAGCUAUUGGCUUAUAAUUAUAUAGAUAUAUAUAGAGAGAGAUAUGUAUAUAUAGAUAUAUAUAUAUACUGUGUUUACAUAGUCAACGUUAAAUGCAAUAUUCAUAAGAGCGUUAACAAUAAAAAUACAAUCUGUGUGUA
Molecule: messenger RNA, 4964 nt
Organism: Hemicordylus capensis (graceful crag lizard)
Lineage: Eukaryota; Metazoa; Chordata; Lepidosauria; Squamata; Cordylidae
Gene: ZNF821
Product: zinc finger protein 821
Exons: 7
Coding region: 650-1852 (400 amino acids)
Cellular component (GO): nucleus
Source: RefSeq, a predicted model, not a curated record